Molecule: messenger RNA, 465 nt
Organism: Striga asiatica
Lineage: Eukaryota; Viridiplantae; Streptophyta; Magnoliopsida; Lamiales; Orobanchaceae
Source: the annotation of a GenBank genome assembly
AUGGGCCUGGGCCUCGUCCGCAUCGCCCUGGAGUGCGAGAAGGCCCAUAACGAGAGAGUGAGGCUGGCGGACGAGCCCAUUUGGAGCAUGUACUGCAACGGCCGCAAGGUGGGCUACGCGGUGCGGCGGGAGCCCACCGAGGAUGAUCUCAGGGUGAUGCAGAUGCUGCGGGCCGCGUCCAUGGGGGCUGGGGUGCUGCCCGUGGCCCGGGAGGGGCCCGAAGAGGGGGAGAUGACGUACAUGCGGGCCCACUUCGAGAGGGUGGUCGGGUCGAAAGACUCGGAGACGUACUACAUGAUGAGCCCGGACGGGAACGGUGGGCCCGAACUCAGCAUCUUCUUCGUUAGGACAACUGAAGAUUCCAUUUAUUUGAAGGACGAGGCUAUAUUAGCACCGGCUCUGAAUGUUGUUGAGCUCAUAAAUGAGUACAUGACAUCGUUUAAUUUGUCUGGUGGUCAUACGUAG